CCAAUGGGGUUUUCCAGCUUUGCUUCUCCCUCUGCUUCUUCUGCUCGAAAAACCCUGAACCCAAAUAUUCAAACCAAAACUCAUUUUCCACAUUGCAAAUGGCUCUGGCGAUUUCCCAUGCUUUUCUCUGCCCCAAAUUGCAAUUUUCCCAGAGGAAUUUCCGCUCCAAUGUCCCAGAGUUGAGGCUGCCACCCUCUUUUGUCAGAAAUAGCAACAGGGUGUUAAAAUUAUCAUGUUUCUAGAACAAUUCCACAGAAUAGAAGGGUAAUUUGUGCUGCUGCGUCUGCGGCUGGAAGUUCUAAUCCGGAUAGUGAUUUGAAUCCAUAUGAGGUUCUUGGUGUGAGCCCAUUGAGGGAUUUGACAUGAUCAAGGCAGCAUAUACCAAAAAACAUAAGGAGGCCGUAAGGAGUGGUGAUGAUGCAACUGCUGCUAGACUGGAGAAAGCAUAUGACAAAGUUAUGAUGGCACAGCUAACUAAUAGGAAGAAAGGUGUAACCUUUGGUUCCUUCAAGGUUUCAAAAGACAUCAAAUAUGCUGAUAAGCAACCAAUUGUACCAUGGGGGCCUAGGUUCACCAAGUCUUCUGUACAAGAUAUGCGCAUCAACCUGGCAAUAUCUGCUGUAUUUGUAGCUUGGCUUCUUAUCAAGCGGAAUGCUGAAUAUAAACCCCUGCAAUUUUUAACUUUUGCAUUUGUUUAUCGGAUUUUCGAGAAGUUGAAAUCCUUUGAACCGCCUGUAUCUCCAACAUAUACAGAAGAUGGUGAGGAUGCAGGGAGGGGAUUGCGAAUGGGAAAACGGCUGCUCCGUUCACUUGCACUAGUGUUUGGCUGUAUCGCAAUUGCUUCUGUGGGAUACACUACUGCACUGAAUUUGAUCGAGUAUAUGGGUAGCUACAUUCCUGCUGCUCUUUACAAUAACCAGGAAUUGAUAAUCACUUCAGCAACUGCGUUCAUGCUCUACAUUAUGGCAUCAUAUUAUAGGUGAUGAAAUAUGUUUGUGAAUCUGGGCAAGAUCGACAUGGCAGCAAGCUAUCUCAUGAGGUGCUCUUCUCUUUUGUACCUUGGAAUUUUGACAGGAAAGCAACUCGAAGUUCAAUUUUAUCUCGUGUAGAUACUUUCUAAUUGGUAUUGGUUGGUUUUGAGUUGUUUUAGUGACUGAUGUAGCAGUAAUACAAAACAAUUACUACUCCUCAGCCUUGACUUCUUCGUUGCGGCUUUACGUUACCUCUCAAGUAUGAAAUGUUUGAAGAUUACUAGAAAUUACAUUAUGUAAUGUAGAAAGCCUCUUUAUUUGUUGUGUUCA
Messenger RNA from Pyrus x bretschneideri (Chinese white pear), 1301 nucleotides. RefSeq lists its product as uncharacterized. The transcript has 10 exons. NCBI's taxonomy places the organism in Eukaryota, Viridiplantae, Streptophyta, Magnoliopsida, Rosales, Rosaceae. Gene Ontology annotation, cellular component: chloroplast membrane. Bases 363 to 983 code for a protein of 206 amino acids. The record is from RefSeq and is a predicted model, not a curated record.